Rangifer tarandus platyrhynchus (Svalbard reindeer) is the source of this 315-nucleotide messenger RNA. The record is from the annotation of a GenBank genome assembly. NCBI's taxonomy places the organism in Eukaryota, Metazoa, Chordata, Mammalia, Artiodactyla, Cervidae.
AUGGUCUGUAUGUCCUUUCCAGAACUAGCUGGCUCAGGACUUAGGAGCCCUGGGGAAGACAUGUGCAUGGGGCGGGUGUGUGUGUGUGUGUGUGUGUGUGUGUGUGUGAAGGGCCCCCCUCCCCUCCUGCAGGAAGCCCCGUGCACCCACCCUCCCCGAAGGGUUCACCUGCCCAGGGUGGGCCAGCUGAGAAGAAAACCAGAGCCGAACCCACAUCGAGGUGCGGGAAGGGGGCAGGACAGUGCUGCCUCCAGGACGGGGUCACUUCUCACCAACAGCGGCCCGCACUGCCCUCUGGAUGCUUCCAGACCCUGA